AUGGUGGCGACAUGGCUUACCCCCGGUAAGGGCACGAAACGUCCUGCUCUGCUGCACUGGCGAGCACAUCCAAAUUACAUUCUGUUUGUGGUCGUGUUUGCGGUUUUUACGGAUAUGUUUUUGUACGGAAUGAUCGUUCCCGUGGCACCUACAGCUCUUCAGGAUAGAGUUGGACUUGAUGCGGAUCAACAACAAGAGUGGACGUCAAUUCUGCUCGCGCUCUACGGAGCGUCUCUCUUCGCUGUUUCUCCAUUAACCGGCUACCUAGCCGACCGAAUCCAAUCGCGCCAAUGGCCCCUGCUGUUCGGCCUCGUCGCCUUGGCUAUCUCUACGGCCUUGCUCUGCAUAGGCACGAAUCUCGCUCUCUGGAUCACCGGGCGUAUCCUUCAGGGUGCCUCUACAGCAGUCGUCUGGACAGCAGGUCUAGCAUUGCUCGCUGAUACCAUGGACUCGCAAACCCUGGGAAGAGCAAUGGGGUAUGUAGGCAUGGCGAUGACGCUGGGGCUCAUGUGUGGCCCAUUGAUUGGAGGCGUGCUUUAUCAGAACGGGGGUUAUUACAGUGUGUAUGGGUUAGCAUUUGGGUUGAUCGGGAUUGAUAUCCUGGCGCGGGUCGUCAUGAUUGAGAGGAAGGAUGCGAUUCCUUGGUUCAAGACUGAAGAAGCGGCGUUAUCAGAGGACCAAGACCAAAGCCAGGGCCUUGAGCGUUCUUCAUCCGAGAAACCACCAAACGACGGCACGGCACCCAGACCAAUCGUACCAACCCCCGAACCAGAGCCCGCAGCAACAGAAACAACAGCAGCAACCCCAUCAACCCGCCGCUUCGGCCGCCUGCGCAUACUCCUCAACUCCUCACGCCUAAUGGUCGCUAUCUGGACAUACACAAUGGUCUCAUUGACAGUAACAUCCUUCGACAGCGUGCUUCCCCUCUUCGUCGAAUCAACAUUCAACUGGAAACAAACCGCACAGGGCCUAAUCUUCAUCGCCAUCUCAGUACCCUGCUCGGUAGACCCCAUUGUCGGCUGGGCCGUUGACAAAUGGCCGUGGUCGAGUCGGUUUUUCUGCUCUGGGGCGUUAUUCGCGUCAGUGCCGGUGUUGGUUUGUAUGCGGUUUGUCGAUGAGAAUGCCAUUGGGGAUAAGGUGUUGUUGUGUGCAUUGUUGGCACUGGCGGGACUUUGUGUGGCGUGCCUUAUGCCGCCGGUUAUGGUUGAGGUUUCAUGUGUUGUGAAUGAGAAGGAGGCUGCUGUGCCGAAUGCUUUUGGGGAAGGGGGUGCAAUGGCGUUGGCGUAUGGGGUUUUGAACUCUGCGUGGGCGGCGGGAAGUAUUAUUGGGCCUUUCUUCGCGGGGUUUAUUCGUGAUGAUGCUGGUUGGGGGACGAUGACUUGGGCGUUGUCGAUUCUUAUGGGUGUAACUGGGAUCCCGGCAUUGUUGUUUUUGGGUGGGUUUAUUGGGAAGAAGAGGGUUAAGAAAGCUUAUAGUGAGGAGCAGGAACAAGAGCAGGGACAAGAGCAGCAGCAGGAUAAGGAGCAGGCAUAG
This is a messenger RNA of Aspergillus ruber CBS 135680, 1533 nucleotides long. RefSeq names its product MFS transporter. Gene Ontology annotation, molecular function: transmembrane transporter activity. The record is from RefSeq and is a predicted model, not a curated record. NCBI's taxonomy places the organism in Eukaryota, Fungi, Ascomycota, Eurotiomycetes, Eurotiales, Aspergillaceae. Bases 1 to 1533 code for a protein of 510 amino acids. Gene Ontology annotation, biological process: transmembrane transport. The transcript is spliced from 5 exons.